CUUUGACUGCAAAGGGAUUGCUAGAGAGAAUUAGACAGAAGAAGAAAUUUCAUGGGACGAUUUCUAGAAAAAGGAAAUAUGAAAUCAUAUCACCACCCUUUCUAUACUGUGUUGCUCAAUAAAACAAUCUCCAGUACUGAGACAGAAUGAAGACUGAACAACCUACCAAAACAUUUGCGGCAUUUAUGUGUCUUCAGCAAAGGAAGCACAAACGUUAUUUCAUAGAAUCAGUUCCCAGAAUUAUUGUAAAACGGAUGGAUCUGUCUUUCCCAUUCUAAUCAAACUUACACAGUGUUGCAGUACUUGCACGUUUGGAUUCACUAUUGGAUAUUAGGGUUGUUGAAUAUUUUGAGAUGGAAAAUCAAACUGUAAUAACAGAGUUUAUACUCUUGGGACUCUCCAGAGAUCGACACCUACAAAUGUUUUUCUUCUUCUUGUUCCUGAUUAUUUUUUUGGUAACGCUAUUAGGAAACUCAGCAAUCAUGCUCGUGACCAGGACUGACUCUAGCCUUCAGAACCCCAUGUUCUUCUUUCUCAGUCAUUUAGCUUUUGCUGACAUCUGCUAUUCAUCUGUUAUUGUUCCCAAGAUGUUAGAAAACCACAUAGGAAAACAGAAAACAAUUUCCAAGGAAGGAUGCAUUGCACAGAGUCUCCUCAUUUUCCAGGUUGCUGAUGCGGAAGUAUUCAUCCUCGCAGCAAUGGCUUAUGACCGAUAUGUUGCUAUAUGUGACCCAUUGCAUUAUACCACAGUCAUGAAAAAAGAAAUUUGCAGAAAUCUAGUGAGUGGAGCGUGGGCUAUGGGUUUCUUGUAUUCAUUAAUGAAUGCCCUGUCUUUAUUAAAUUUUCAUUUCUGCCAAAACAAUAUUAUUAUUGACAACUACAGCUGUGAGUUUCCUUCAGUCUUGGCCCUGUCUUGCACUCAGACCCUCACCAAUUACAUUGUUCUUCUUAUAUCUGUGUUGGUCUUUGGUUUCAGUCCUUUCCUCCUCACUCUCAUCUCUUACACUUACAUUAUUUCCACAAUCUUGAAGAUUCGUUCAGCGGAAGGCAGGCGUAAAGCCUUCUCCACUUGCAGCUCCCACCUCAUUGUGGUGGGGUUAUACUACAUUGCAGCUUUUUUCCGCUAUAUGAAGCCAAGUUCAGAAUCACUCAUGUAUCUGGACAAAGUGAUGUCUAUCCAGUAUAGUAUAUUAACUCCCAUGUUAAACCCUAUCAUUUACAGCUUGAAAAACAAGGAUAUCCAAAAUGCUCUGGCAAAAAAGUUUGGAAAGUGUAAGUUUUUUAAAUAA
Rhineura floridana is the source of this 1289-nucleotide messenger RNA. RefSeq names its product olfactory receptor 8S1-like. Gene Ontology annotation, cellular component: membrane. The record is from RefSeq and is a predicted model, not a curated record. The transcript is spliced from 3 exons. Gene Ontology annotation, biological process: G protein-coupled receptor signaling pathway. Bases 354 to 1289 code for a protein of 311 amino acids. NCBI's taxonomy places the organism in Eukaryota, Metazoa, Chordata, Lepidosauria, Squamata, Rhineuridae. Gene Ontology annotation, molecular function: olfactory receptor activity; G protein-coupled receptor activity.